Molecule: messenger RNA, 159 nt
Organism: Sphaeroforma arctica JP610
Lineage: Eukaryota; Ichthyosporea; Ichthyophonida
Exons: 2
Coding region: 1-159 (52 amino acids)
Source: RefSeq, a predicted model, not a curated record
AUGAAGGGACCCGAUACUGCACCGGUACCGGAGAUAGGCAAGCACCCUACACCUGAGGAUGAAGAAAAGGCAGAAAUCCACGUGACGCUGGCCCGUUCGGUCCCGGAGGCCCAGCACUUGAUUUUUACGUCGAAUAAGGUCAAUCAACAUCCGGAGUAG